AUGACUAUAACAAGAUCCCAGCGAGCCAAACUGAAAUUUAAAAGAUACCCCGACAAAGCAAUCCCACGUGCACAUAAUCUCUAUGGCUAUUAUGACCAUCAAAAAACGGCAAGCUCCAAAACAAAAAAUGAAAACAAGAUAUCUCAACGUUAUCGGCCAUUUUGGCCAUCGGAUGAUGCUAAUACUAAGGAGUUGACUGAUAACGAAAAUGAAGCAAAUAGUAAAUCCGUUAAUAGCAAAGAGGAGAUGGGACCCCUCGACGGUGAGAGCAACUUGACUACCGAAACACAACAGGAAUAUCGCAAACCUGAAGAACAUCAAGUAGAUUCCGAACAAAUUUCCAAGCUUUGCACUCAAAUCCAGGACAUUCAUUCUCGAAUGGAAAUAAAACGUAGUGAAUGCCGCGAUCUUGAAGAGUCCAAUAUCAAGCUUACAAAAUUAAUAGAUCAAAUUCGUUUGGCUGUAACAAAACUGGAAAGAGAUAUUGGCCCAACAGUAAGGUCGUCUAGCGUGAAAAUGGAAGAUGCAGAAAAUUUGGUUAUUUACAUUCAGGAUUUAAAAAAUAGGAUAGUUAGCGGAUGUUUGUUACAUUCGGACUAG
Molecule: messenger RNA, 600 nt
Organism: Paraglomus occultum
Lineage: Eukaryota; Fungi; Glomeromycota; Glomeromycetes; Paraglomerales; Paraglomeraceae
Source: the annotation of a GenBank genome assembly